AUGAACCUAAAACGGGCGUUACAUGUAUGGUUCCGAGUUUUUGUGGAUUACUGCAGCAAUUGCUCCCUCGCUGGUUUGGGUUACAUCGCCAACAAUAAGUACCACUAUACGGAACGACUGUUCUGGUUGGGAUGUGUCCUUCUUUCUUGGACAGGAUCGUACUUCCUGAUAGCAACAUUUAUGGAAACAUUCCGAAAAAAUGCCGUCAGCAUGGUAAUUGAAAAUGUCCAUCCCCGUGAAGUAACCAACUUCCCUUCGGUGGGAAUCUGUGAGAUGGGCUACGCAAAAGAGGUUUACGAAAGUUUGGUUGAUAUAAUCGAAGAAAUGAAAUCGACCGAAGACAUGGAGUAUAACUACGAUGUGGAAGAUUUCAUGCUGCGAAUCAUAUUUCAUAAUUUGUACAAUUAUGGUUCGAUUAUGUCGUACUGUGCGCCGUACAAGGAUUGCGAUGAUUGUCUCAAGUGCCCAGUGGAUAAAUAUAAUGAAUACGCUGCAAAAGUACGCGCCAAUUGCACUCAGUUGUUCGAGGAAUGCACAUGGAAUGGGAUAAAGUUUGAUUGCUGUCGGUACUUUAAGCCUAUCCAAACAACUAUGGGAUCGUGCUAUUUGAUGAAUUCGGCACAAUUGGUUCAAAAAGGCGGAAGAAGCUGGUUCAGGAUGGAAGUUGGAAGAGGAGUCGCAUCGGGUGAAUUAUUGCUGAACAUUUCUAAAGCCAGUUCGGCAUAUAUACUUAAUGAAGAGGAUAUUCCGCAUAUGCUUUUAACAACUCUGCAGUUCACACAGAUGCCCGAAGGAUAUGCAGGAACUAUAUUUUUCACUGUGAAAAAUAUAGUGAACGAUCCGCUGGUACGAACUGUGGACACAGAAAUACGUCGUUGUGUUUUUCCGGAUGAAGAGAAUGAUUCCGGAUACCCCAAGUACAGCUACAGCGUAUGCGUUACGGAAUGUUUAAAACAGGCUCAGAUCAAGUUAUGUAACUGUUGUCAUCAUAAUGUUAUUACAAACGAUAAUGACAAAAGUCUUAUUUGUGGCUAUGACGGUUUGUUCUGUUUGGACCAGAAGGAUCUCAUGUUCCCACAAACGACAAUAAUGCAGCCCUGGCGAACGAACGGACUGGUAUGCAAGUGUCUGCCUUCUUGCAGUGAACAUGAAAUUCGUGUUAUUGGGAAACAGUCAGUCAUUGAGAAUCGCAACGACCGGUCGGUGUCGUUCAAACUGCUGGCACUACCCACUCAACGCUAUCGUAGGCAAAUUGUGCGUGAAAAUUUGGAUGUUGUGGUUUCAGUUGGGGGUAUACUGGGACUCUUUAUGGGAGCCAGUAUCCUCAGCCUGGUGGAACUGGUUUAUUUUUUCACAGUCAGGUUAGUUUCCACGAGCUAUCAGAUCACGCUCGAUGAGGAGGAAAACGACGACGAUGAAGAAGAGGACGAACACGAUAUGGAAAUGGAAUUUCGUUGAUCGGAGGCUUUGAAUUCGAUACUCAAAUUGUGAGAUCUUGGGAUGUGAUAUUCGCAAGAUAUGGAUAUUUCGAUAGCUUUUGUUGACUUUUAUAUUGAUGUGAGUGUUUCACUAAUCGCCAUAAUGGUAAAUAUAUAAAUCUGAUAAAUCUAUUUUGAACAUCCGUCGAACGUUUGCAGACAGCGCAAUGCUUUGCCCCUCUAAAUACACCUUCAAAUAUCAGUAAAACAAAUCCGCUCACGACAAACAUGUGAAGAAACAUUACAACAAAACAGCGAUUUGGAAUCUUGUUCAACUAUAAUUGCUUUCUACAUUUUAAGAAAUGAACAGAGAGUUUCACUUUUAUCCUUUUUCCAUUCGCAUAUUUGCUCACUCACAAUAAAAAGGAAAAAGUCACAACAAUGCUUCCUCUGUAAAAAGCAAAACUUGUAUAAUUAUACAUUUAUUCAGAGCUGUAACUGAGGGUUGAAGUACGUAUUAACGUUUAUAUUUAAGAAACUAGAUUUAAUAUCACAAGAAAUGACUACUGUUGUAUCAAAAUGGUACUGAGUCGAAAAACUAUAUGUAUCGUUUUCAUCGAUUACUUCAUGUUGAACAAUUGUAAAAACUUUAUCAAUCUUUGGAAAGUGUGGAAGAGAACGGAACCCGUAAUGGGAACCGUUUGAAAAUUUAUUCAAAAAACGCUAGAUAUUUUUAGGUGAUAGUAUUCAAGUAAACUUUCAAAAUGAAACCAAAGCGGAAAGGAAAAAAAAAAUCAACAGUUUCAGUUGUGACUUCGUAGCCAAAUUGUUAGGGCGGCAUCAUAAAGAAAUAAAAAGUUGGUUUUAUCAA
Toxorhynchites rutilus septentrionalis is the source of this 2289-nucleotide messenger RNA. It is a transcript of the gene ppk15, whose product is annotated as sodium channel protein Nach. Gene Ontology annotation, biological process: sodium ion transmembrane transport. The transcript has 4 exons. Gene Ontology annotation, cellular component: membrane. Bases 1 to 1458 code for a protein of 485 amino acids. The record is from RefSeq and is a predicted model, not a curated record. Lineage: Eukaryota; Metazoa; Arthropoda; Insecta; Diptera; Culicidae. Gene Ontology annotation, molecular function: ligand-gated sodium channel activity.